This is a messenger RNA of Girardinichthys multiradiatus, 928 nucleotides long. RefSeq names its product bifunctional protein GlmU-like. The transcript is spliced from 3 exons. Bases 60 to 509 code for a protein of 149 amino acids. NCBI's taxonomy places the organism in Eukaryota, Metazoa, Chordata, Actinopteri, Cyprinodontiformes, Goodeidae. The record is from RefSeq and is a predicted model, not a curated record.
AGUGUGUUUGAGCAUGCUCAGUAGGCUCCUGUGGAGUUUGAUCCUGGGGCUGCAGUAGGAUGAUGGCAGAAGGAUCAGCUCUUCAGGUCCAUGCGGUCCGGUUCGGUCCAGGUCAGGAGCUGUUUGGAUGUCUCCAGACGUUCGUGGAGGAGAGGCGACUGCGAGCGCCGUUCAUCAUCACGUGUGUGGGAAGUGUCACCAAGGCAACGCUGAGGCUGGCAAACGCCACGGCAACAAAUACUAACGAGGUACUGCACCUCAGCGGUUGUUUUGAGAUCGUCUCCCUGGUCGGGACGCUCAACAGGGACGCACACGUCCACAUCAGCCUGUCGGAUUUAGAAGGCAGAACAAUCGGUGGCCACGUCCUCGGGGACCUGGAGGUGUUCACCACAGCUGAGGUGGUUAUUGGCGAGGCCGUCGACCUGCAAUUCAGCAGAGAGAUGGACCAGCAGACAGGAUUCCCUGAGCUGGUGGUUCAGACCCCCUCAAAGAUGGGAAAAUCUGCCUGACGGGAUCUAAAGCUUCUGUCUCAGAUAGAGAUGCAUGAAGGUCUUCCUAUAUAGAAGUUCUUCUGUAAAGCUGGGAAUCUGGAAAAGUCUUUGUUCUGUUCAGGAUCUGUAAUUUUUCACAUUUCCUCAUCAAGCUGGAGCUCCUUCUUCAUUCUUUAAAACUGUCCCACAUUAAAUCACUCUGGGCUUUCCAUAAAUUACCUACACUUAAUGAGGAAAUGUCGGUUCAGGACGGAUUUCAAUUUAAAACAUGAACCCAAACGUCCUGAAGCCAUCAGAGCAGAACCUGAACCACAAUAAAAAUAUUCCUCCCUUUUAAAUGACAUUUCUCUGUAAUAAUUGUACUUUAGUGUUUCUGCUCAGUUGGAAACCGUUACCAUAGAAACCCAGAUGAAAUAAAAUCUACAGAUUAGAAGCUU